AUGAACAGCAGGUGUCAAGUUGAUUUAAUUGACAUGCAGAGCAGUCCAGUUGGUGAAUUUAAAUUAAUUUUAGUUUACCAGGAUUAUUUAACUAAAUUUGUUCUAAUUCGCCCUCUACGUACAAAAACGGCAGUGGAGGUGUCAAACGUGCUUCUUGACAUAUUUUGCCUAUUUGGCGCACCAUCAAUUCUACAAUCUGAUAAUGGGCGCGAGUUUGCGAACAGCGUUAUGGCAGAAUUAUGCAGUAAGUGGUCAGGCUUGAAGAUGGUACACGGCAAACCUCGACAUAGCCAAUCUCAAGGCAGUGUUGGACGUGCCAACCAAGAUAUUCAAAACAUCUUGAUGACGUGGAUGAGUGAUGAAAAAUCCUCAAAAUGGUCGGAGGGUCUUAAAUUUGUACAAUUAAAGAAAAAUUCCGCCUAUCACGACGGUAUCAAGAGAACAGCCUACAAAGCGACGUUUGGAAGUGAAAUAAAAGUGGGUUUAAAGUCAUCGUAUUUGCCUCAUGAAGUAACAAACCAUCUAACAACGGAAGAAGACCUACAAGAAGUGAUAGAUAACUUUAAGGAAAAUGACUUGAACGAUGAACAACAGAGCUCCGAACUUCAUACCUCAGAAAAUAUCUGCAUGCAUUUUAAUUGA
Molecule: messenger RNA, 642 nt
Organism: Parnassius apollo (apollo)
Lineage: Eukaryota; Metazoa; Arthropoda; Insecta; Lepidoptera; Papilionidae
Source: the annotation of a GenBank genome assembly